AUGGGGUGGGGGCGGGGCCAGGCCAGGCGGAGGCGGGGCCGGGGGCGGGCACAGGACUGGGGAUGGGGUCGGGGCGGGGCCAGGCCGGGCGGGGGGCGGGGCCAGGGGCGGGCACAGGACUGGGGGUGGGGUCGGGGCCAGGCCAGGCCGGGAGCGGGCCGGGGGCGGGCACAGGACUGGAGGCGGGGCCGGGGGCGGGGCUUGGACAGGACCAGCGGCCUGCUAGAAGUGGGCGGGGCCUGCUUUGACCGGGCCCGGGACAGGCUCAGGACUGGGGCGGGGCCGGGGAGCAGGGCCAACUUUCAGGGCGGGUGGGGGCGGGGCCAAGAAGUGGGCGGGACCGGCUUUGACAGGGCCGGGGGAGGGGCCUCGCGGCCGGCAGGCCCGGCUGUGCGAGCUCAGGGGCCGGACUGGGGCGGAGCCUUGCGGCGGGCUGGCCGGACUGUGGGCGGGGCCUCGCGGCGGGCUGGGCCGGACUGGGGGCGGGGCCUCGCGGCGGGUAGGGCCGGCUGUGCGCGCUCAGGGGCCGGACCGGGGGCGGGGCCUCGCGGCGGGCUGGGCCGGACUGGGGGCGGGGCCUCGCGGCGGGUAGGCCCGGCUGUGCGCGCUCAGGGGCCGGACCGGGGGCGGGGCCUCGCGGCGGGCGGGCUCCGAGGGGCGCCGGCGGCGCACGUGCGGCGGGCGGGGCGGACCCCGGCGCGGGGCGGGGCACCCGGAAGCGCGGACUCUCGGCACCGAGGCGGCCCGCAGGGGCCGCGGGGACGGCGGCGGCAGGUGGCGCAGCGGGCCGCGGUCACAGGUGGGCAGCGGCGAGGCCGGGUUCCGGCGCAUCGAGGUCGGAGACGUGUCCUUCCCCAGGCCUCUCAGGCCGCGGCAGCUCCCCCGCCCGCAGGGCAGGUAACUUCGCCUCCAAGGUCACCCUCCGGAGGGGCGGGCGCGCGGCCCGUGCGCGUCCUCGGGAUCGGCGGGCGGGCGCCGGCGCACACCCCGGGCUUCUCCCCGCGGCCCGGCUGUGCGCCCACCUGCCCGGGUCCGGGCUUCUCCCCGCGGCCCGGCUGUGCGCCCACCUGCCCGGGUCCGGGCUUCUCCCCGCGGCCCGGCUGUGCGCCCACCUGCCCGGGUCCGGGCUUCUCCCCGCGGCCGACCUGUGCGCCCACCUGCCCGGGUCCGGGCUUCUCCCCGCGGCCGGGCUGUGCGCCCACCUGCCCGGGUCCGGGCUUCUCCCCGCGGCCGGGCUGUGCGCCCACCUGCCCGGGUCCGGGCUUCUCCCCGCGGCCGGGCUGUGCGCCCACCUGCCCGGGUACGGGCUUCUCCCCGCGGCCGACCUGUGCGCCCACCUGCCCGGGUUCGGGCGCGGCCGGGCUGUGCGCCCACCUGCCCGGGUCCGGGCUUCUCCCCGCGGCCGACCUGUGCGUCCACCUGCCCGGGUUCGGGCGCGGCCGGGCUGUGCGCCCACCUGCCCGGGUCCGGGCGCGGCCGGGCUGUGCGCCCACCUGUCUGGGUCCGGGCGCGGCCGGGCUGUGCGCCCACCUGCCUGGGUCCGGGCGCGGCCGGGCUGUGCGCCCACCUGCCUGGGUCCGGGCGCGGCCGGGCUGUGCGCCCACCUGCCUGGGUUCGGGUGCGGCCGAGCUGUGCGCCCACCUGCCUGGGUCCGGGCUUCUCCCCGCGGCCGAGCUGUGCGCCCACCUGCCUGGGUCCGGGCGCGGCCGGGCUGUGCGCCCACCUGCCUGGGUCCGGGCGCGGCCGGGCUGUGCGCCCACCUGCCUGGGUUCGGGCGCGGCCGAACUGUGCGCCCACCUGCCUGGGUCCGGGCGCGGCCGGGCUGUGCGCCCACCUGCCUGGGUCCGGGCGCGGCCGGGCUGUGCGCCCACCUGCCUGGGUUCGGGCGCGGCUGGCCUCCGCAGCCUGCCCCGCAGAAGAGCUCGGCGCCCGCGCCCGUUUGUCCCGCCGCGUGGUCGGCUGUUGCUAUGGGAACGCGACGCCCAGACGCGCCCGCCGGGCGGUGAGGGUGGGGAGGCAGCCUGA
This is a messenger RNA of Loxodonta africana (African savanna elephant), 2025 nucleotides long. Its product is annotated as spidroin-2-like. The record is from RefSeq and is a predicted model, not a curated record. NCBI's taxonomy places the organism in Eukaryota, Metazoa, Chordata, Mammalia, Proboscidea, Elephantidae. The transcript has a single exon. The coding region runs from base 1 to 2025 and encodes 674 amino acids.